GGAACGCCAUGUUUAUUUCUUUUCCGUCAUUCCUUUGCCGCGCCAUUUAGCGCUACGGUGUUGGUAUCGUCUGAAGCGUUUGCUAUUUGAUUUGCGGCAUUCUAUCAAAAUGGGAAAAAAAGUGAGAGAAUACAAGUCUGGAGACUUCAUUUUCGCCAAAGUUAAAGGGUAUCCAGCAUGGCCAGCCAGGGUACAAAGACUGAAUGGCAAGAAAUAUUUUGUAUAUUUCUAUGGAACAGGAGAAACCGCAAACCUCCCACCGAACAUGAUAUUCGACUACGCAGAGAACAAAGAGAAGUUUCUGACCAAGACGGUGAAGAGACGGGACUUCAACGACGGUGUGAAGCAGAUCGAACAUGACUUCGCUAAUAAUGUCCCUCUGGAGCAAGUUAUUGGGCUGGCGGCUGAGCCGCCAGCCGAAGCUGCUAAUGACAGCGCUAACGACACUGCCAACGAUACGAUGGAAGAGACGACCGCCGACACCACAGCAGACGAUACUGUAGCCGAUGAGAGCGCUGCGAACGUGACGCAGAACGACACAGCGGUUGAAGACUCCGACGACGCAGGAGCCCUGGUAAUAGACGAGGCUAAGAAGGGUCGUAAAGGCAAAGACGCCAAGACACCAGCCAAAGAAGCCCCCAAGCCUAAAGAACCAAAAACGCCCCGCGGGAAACCGAAGAAGGAUCAGGAACCAAAGGAGGAUGAAGAAGAAAACGCCAAAAAUGAGGAGAUUGUCAGCAGGAGUGGCAGGAAGAUCAGGCCGAAAAGAUACAUAGACGAACAAACAGAAGAAAACGCCACUCUACCCUCCCCGCUACCCAAAAAGAGGCGCGGGGCUUCCCCCACUGCUGAAAAAGAAAAGGAGAAAGAGACAAAAGAAAAAGCCCCUGAAAAGAGCGGGAAACUGUACAACGCUGUUCCACAGUCGGAGCUUGAAGAUCUGAAGGAACCGUUCAAAUCGGAGGACCCGGAGAAAGACAACAUCCUAAUAGCGUACUUGCCGUCGGGACAGUACGUAGGGGUGAAGCUUUUCCAGUCCCGUCCCACCAGUUUCAAGAACGACUCGUCUCGCCUACAGUGGGACAAGCGGGCCGCCUCUAAUGCGCUCACUCUCAAACUGCAGUUGGAAAGGGGUCAAAUCACUCCUCUGUCGAUUCAGGCACAACUGGUGAUGGAUCUCAACCUCACUGAUGAAGAAAAAGCUGCCUUAGACAAGGAGAGGGAAACUGAAGAGAAGAAGUCUCGCGUACAGUUCCUCAAGACUGAGAUGAAGCUGAUAGAGUUAGACGCCAAGAUUAAGACGUGUUUAUGCUUGGAGAAGGCAGACACUGAGCUGUGUUUAAAACUGCUGGAUGAGCUGAUGGAAUUGGACAUAAAACCGCUCAUGCUUCUCAAACAUCCGACCUGCUUGGAGACGGUGAAGCGUAUGAGGGCCUACGUGGGCAACACGCCAUCCUGGGACCUCAGCGAGAGUGCCGCGCUGGUGUUCGGCAAGCAAGCGCACAGGAUCCGCCGCCAGGCCGACGCCGCCUACAAGAACGUCAAGGAGCUGUUCGUUACCCCAGAAGGUCUGUCUUUCUGGGAAUUCUUCUCAGAGCGGGUGCUUCAGUUCAAGAAAGCAACAGCCAAGCUCACCGCAGACGAACUACUUGAAUUGGUGCACGAACCACUAGAGAUGACGAUGCCCACUUCGCACACAAUGAAGUCAUCAAUAGAGGCCGCCAACGAGGAAGAAGCUAAAGAAACAGAGGAGGAAGAAUCCACGGCCAAGAAGAAGGGAACACCAGCUAAACCAAAGAAAAACGCAACCACCACUCCGUCGAAACCACCGCUAAAGCGACAGUCUUCUAGGAAGCAGCAAGAAGAAAAGGACAAAGAAAAAGAGCAAGAAAAGGACAAGACUGACUCAGAAGAACCGGAAGACGAACAAAAACCGGAAGAACCGGAGAAACCGGAAGACGCCGACACCGAAGACAGCCAAGACGAAACCUUAGCGGAAGUACAAGAAAAAGAAAAGGAAAACUCAGAGAAAGAGGCUUCGAGCAGCAAAGAGUCCAAAAGUAAAGACAAAGAACAAAAUAAAAAUAAAGAGAAAGAAACAAACAAUAAAGAAGCUAAAAAAGAAUCCAAGAAAGAUUCAAAUAACAAAGACAAAAAAGAAAAUGGGAAAGAAACUAAAAAGGAAGUUGCUAAUAGUAAGGAAGCUAAAAAAGAUACUAAAAAUAAAGAAAAGGAAGUGAACGAUACGGAAGAAUCGCCGGAAACGGAAGCUGAGAAAGGAAGCGAGACAGAGAAAGAGAAAAGUCCGAGUCCGAGUGAUAAGGAAAAGAGCGAGAAGAAAGAUAGCGAAGAACAGAAAGACGAUAAAGCUGAAGACAAGGACAAGGAAAUCUCGGAACCUCGAGCGAAGAGAUCAAGAGAGAGCAAGAAGACUGAACCGCCGCCUCCAAGGUCACCAGCGAAAAGAAAGUCCAAAUUCUAGGUGUUGCCAACAGUGAAAAAUAAGGAUUUUAUUUUUUUACUAGCCCCUCAACGAGGACGGAUGUGGUACGAACUAAAUCCUAGCUGAUAGUGUAUAAAUAAAUAUGUUAGCUUUUUAUGAACUUAAAGCUCAAAAUUAGUACAUUUUCUGAGUCCAAUUUGUUUAAAUAAUUUAGGCUAGCACCUACUGAGCAAUUUUCCUGAUUUGGUUACUGACAGAGUUAAAUUAUGUCUUUAAAAUUCACUGUUAACACCUGUGAAAUCACUACAUAAACAUAAAUAAGUCUUACUAAAGUGGUUUGAGAUUGUUUGAAGUAUGUUGCUGUAUGUCAGCAUUCUUCGGGCUAUAUACAGGUUGCUUAUUUUUAUGUGUGCAAUAUAACAAAGCAACAAAACUUAGAGAAAAUCUAAAAUGACCUCUAGAUUUUAGUGUGAAAUACUUUUAAACAGAUAAUAACAGGUAUACCAAUUCGUAUUGAAUAAACAUGUUAAUAUGUUAUUCAAAAUAUUGUACACAUUAAAAUUAAGAACCUGUAUAUCAGUAUAAAUGUAAAAUUGACGAAACUACAUCUAUACAAAUAUGUGUAAGGAUACAACUAAACAGUUGAAAAAUAACUUCGUAAAAGUAUAUUCAACUACCACUUUAUUUCUACAGCAUGAAUAGAUUUUACUUUUAUAUUUUUUGUUUUUAUAUUUAUUUUUGACAACAGAUUUUUAUUUUUUCUUUGGACUGCUUGUGUUAGUUUACCGUAAUAGUAUAGUUGAAAAUUUAUAGAUGUUUUAAAUCCAUCACAAGGCUUUUUAUAUGAUUCUGUUGUUCAAAAAUGAUAAGAUUAUGAAUCGGUUAAAUUUUCUCAAGGCUAAAGAUUCCUGGCUCUUGUCUAGAAAGAUUCUGUUAACAAUAUUAAUAAUAAUUAUAUAUUUACUCACGAGAGACGCUGUCUACUUGUGUGUCUAAAUACAAUCCCAGAUAUGUUUUUUACGAUCUGUUGAAUCAAAUUAACGUCACAUUUUGCAAGCAAGGAAAAUUUCUGCCUAGAUUAUGUGUCCAGGGAAUCCCUUUUUUAAAUUAGACUACCUGAAAGAACAGGCUUCCAAAAAUCUGAUCAAGAAAAUUGUUUUCUAAUUUUAUAGUUAAAAAUACUAGUGUAUUUUAAGUAGAUAUAUGACUUGUUCAAGAAUACAUUAAUUUUGUAAAAGAAAAUUAGCAGUAAGCUAUGGAAAGUACAUCGUAUUAGCAUAAAAUUUAUAUCAUCUUAGUGAUACUUUAGAUUUUAACUCCCAUUGUAAAUACUACAAUAAAUUACUCGUAAAAUUAA
Messenger RNA from Ostrinia nubilalis (European corn borer), 3800 nucleotides. It is a transcript of the gene Jasper, whose product is annotated as myb-like protein X. The coding region runs from base 110 to 2482 and encodes 790 amino acids. The transcript is spliced from 17 exons. The record is from RefSeq and is a predicted model, not a curated record. Lineage: Eukaryota; Metazoa; Arthropoda; Insecta; Lepidoptera; Crambidae.